Messenger RNA from Trichobilharzia regenti, 7075 nucleotides. NCBI's taxonomy places the organism in Eukaryota, Metazoa, Platyhelminthes, Trematoda, Strigeidida, Schistosomatidae. The record is from the annotation of a GenBank genome assembly.
UUCACUUAAUGCGUUACGUGACCCUGAGUCACGUGAUGGCGGAGUUACUGCCGUUCUUUGCGUCCACAUAUAUUUGAAUUCAGGGUUUUAACCACUGUUUUAAUGUCCAUGGCCUAACUGGAUUGCCUCUCCUCUCAAUUAAAACUGGAUUUCGUGGUUCUGUCAUAUGCUUAUGAAUGAGUUCUUGUGUACGAUAGAUGUAUCCACGACUUCUGUUAGUAAUACUCUUCCUCUGUGUUGUUACAAAAAUUUCUUCCUCAUCCAGUGGUGAUGGGUGCUUUGGACUUUCUGAAAGGCUCAAAUGGAACAGAACGUUCAGUUAUAAUAAUAAGGUGUUGACAUUCAAACUGGAAGUCACCGAUAAUCCGGAACAUUGGAUUAUAAACUAUUUGUUUGAGAUUUUGGCUCGAGAACGACUGGGUUACACAAAAAUUGAGUUUGUACGGACCGAUGAUAGAGACAUUGGAAAGACUCUUAAGAGAUUGCAGUGUCCAGAUUCUCAAUGCAUCCAACUACCUGAAAUACACCUCAACUUAAUGCUAUGGUUGCCACUUGGUGGGGACGUUAAGUUCUGGACUCAGCCUUCAUCUAUCACUGAUCAUGGACCUCUUGGACCUAUCCGUCCCUGGAGACUGUUCACGCAAUCAUGUUACAGUAAAUCACAUCGCAAAGGAAUUUCGGAAUAUGCUUCUUCCUUCAAGUAUAAUUGCAAUUCAUUUGACCAAGACCAUCAAAGAAAAACUACACAGAAUUCAAAUGUAUUCCACAAUCAUACAAUACUCUCUGAGAGGUCUAUCACUGUUUUAGAUUUUGAACUGAAUUCUACAUGUCUACGAUAUAAUUCGCAUAGUGUUCCUCCACCUCCAUUAUGCCGUGCUGAUACACAAUCUACCUCAACAAAUGAUGAAUAUUGUCAUACAGAAGCCUAUCAGGCUGUUAAGGUGACUUGGACAAAACUACAGACUGCGACUCCACAAAUCUUCCAGCUUGCAUCAAAAAUUUAUAUGUCACACGAUGACCUGAUAGAAUUAGUUCACUCAGCUAUACUUGAUUCAAGUACACCUCGUCAAUCAGUAUAUAAACAAGUUGCAUGUCGUUGGCUUCGUCAAAAUCCAACUAAAUGGAAAAGUUGGACAAUUGACUGGGAUAAAAAACUGAAUUUAACUGUGGCAGGUUUGUUCAGUAUGUAUGGAAAAUGGGUGCUGUAUGGCCUUGAUCGAGUGGCUCAAGAAGCUAUGAAUUUUGUCAAUGCUGAUUCAGAUUACUUUCGUAAUUCUGAAUAUGCGUUAAGUUUGGAUGUACGCAAUUUAACAUGUGAACCGGAUAUUGUUUUAAGUGAUUAUUUUAAAGUCUUAGAGGAUGCAGUAAACAACCGUCUUAUAGGUUCAAUUGCUGCUUUAUGCUCAGAUUCAAUAGAAGCUGUGGUAGAAUUAGCAAAUAUCCGAAAACAGAUUAUUGUCAGUCCAACUGUGGGUAGUGCACGUUUUCUGGAACAACAACCAUACCACUAUUUUUUCCGUACAGUACCGUCAAUGACCUUAGCUAACUUUAUAUUACUUCGAUUAUUUCUAAUAUGGGGCUGGCAUCGAAUUGUCGUAUUUCGUAAAUCUGACCAUUUUUUCGAACCUUUACUAUUUCAAGCAAAAGGAAUAGAAAUUAUAGCUAACAUUGAAAUGGAUGAACAACAGUUAACUUAUAAGUUGGCGAAAGAUACAUUAGAAGAACUGAAACAACAAAACAGUCGUAUAUUUGUUGUUGAAUAUGAUGCACGUGGUACCUAUUUAAUACUCUGUGCAGCUUAUCAUCAAGGUAUGCAUUUCUCGGCUGGUUAUGUUUGGUUUUUAAAUCCAUGGCUUUCUGAUCAAUGGUGGUCGGGAUUGGUUGAUCGUAAUUCUGAAUGUACUUUUAAUGAGAUGCUUAAUAUUACUUCAUGGACGUUUACUGUUGGACAUCAGUUGUUAAUUGGUCCUAUGGUUCACAGUUUUAUACCACGUACAAGUGAAUUUAUGGACGCUGAUCCAAAAUCUGGAAAUAAUACAAAUGCUACUAUGAAUCGGACAUCUAUACCUGAACAACUCCAACGUAGACGUCGUCAUGUUACUGUUCAAUCACAAGCUUUAGGAGAAUUGCCUGUUUUAUCCAGAACAAAACAUCAUCCUAAAUCAAAUGAUGAUGGGAAAACUUCAUUCAAUGAUCAUUCAAAACGCAGAUUAGUUAAAGAUCCUUUACAUGAUUAUACAGUAUACACAUAUGAUGCUGUGAUCUUAUUGGCCAGUGCUGUUGUUCAUCUCUUAAGAGAAAAUCCUGCUGCUGCAUCUGCUCUCAAUCAUCCAGAGGUGUCUGAAACUCUCAGAUCUCUUGUUGCUAGAACUAAUUUUGGUUAUCGUUUUCAAACUGGUGAUUCGACUACAGGCCAAUCGAAUGAAGUUGAUGGACUUGUUGCAGGUAUUAAUGAUGAUAAUUUUGGUGUAGAUGCUGGUUUUCAGUUGGCCGGUGAUUAUUAUGGUAUCCGUAGUCAAAGUCCUGCAUCAGCAUCGAAUUUACGAUUUAAUGAUCAUAAUGAAAGAAUUGCAGAUUAUUGGUUGUUAAAACAAAGACAUUUUAAUACUACUGUACCGAUUAUUAUGUGGUCAACUAAAAGUUAUGAGGAGACUCAAGAACAAGAUCAACAGCCACAGCAACAAAAUUCUCAAUCUUACGAUCCAUUCAGUCAUAUACUCACAUCUGAUAAUAUGUCAAAUAAAUAUGAUUGGAAAACAACUAAUGCUCCAUUUCUUUAUGAUGAAUUCCAGAAACGAAUGACUGAACGUUGGUUAGAUCAUGUGAAUUGGCACACUUUAGGCGGUCCACCAAAUGAUGGUUCAAUUAACGAAGAGAAUUGUACAUUAGCAUUUCUUAGUAAUCAACUACGUAUGGGUUGUACCGGUGCUACUGUCUUUGUUACUGUUACCGUUACUGUACUAGUUCUUUUCCCGUUAAUUGUGUUCGCUCAUUUUUACUAUCGGCGUAAAUUGAAAGAGAUUGAAAAGCGUACACGAAAACCAUUUGAAGAAUUGUGUGCUGAAUUGGCUGACUUAGAUAUGCCUGCGGAAAAUAUUGUACUUAAUCGUCGAGUUGGUCAAGGUGCAUUUGGUUUAGUAUUCGGCGGUGAAGCGAAGAAGAAUGAUUUAUGGGAGGCAGUUGCUGUAAAAGUGAUAAAUGAAAAAGCAACUUAUGAAGGAAAAAUUGAUUUUCUGUCUGAAGCAAAAUUGAUGCGUUCGUUGAAUCAUCCAAAUGUAGUUCGUUUGAUUGGUAUUUCAUUAAAUCCAAAAGCUAAUUUAUACUUGAUAAUGGAGCUUAUGCUACUCGGUGAUCUGAAGACAUAUUUACUAUCGCGUCGAAUUUUAGCACAAAGAUCACCAAAUCAUGAAGAUAUACGUCCAUCAACACUUACUCAAAUGAGUUUAGAUAUUGGUCAAGGUGUAGCCUACCUUCAUAGUAAACAUUUAAUUCAUCGAGAUAUUGCAUGUCGAAAUUGUCUAGUCAGUGCAGAUCGUACUGUUAAAAUUGGUGAUUUCGGUUUGACUAGACAAGCGGCCAAGAAUAGUUCUGAAGUUUAUUAUCGGUUUACAAGGAAUUGUGAACUGCCUAUUCGUUGGAUGUCACCUGAAGCUGUUCAAUUUGGUGUAUUCAGCAUUCAAUCAGAUAUUUGGUCGUUUGGCAUAACUUUAUAUGAGAUCAUUACUUUCGGUGUAUUCCCUUAUAAUGGUUUAGGUGACGUUGAAGUAGUUGAACGUGUGAAACGUAUGGAAUUCAGUAUAACUGAAUUUUUACCAUCUCAAGCAUUGAAUACUGUUGUGUGUGAAUUAAUUAACCACUGCUGUAGACACCAAUGGCAACAUCGACCGUCAUCAAUGAAUCAGGUGUUAGAAAUAUUAAAAGCUUAUCCCGAGUGUAUUCGACCUUUUCUAACAGAUGAACCACCUAAACCAAACACAACAAUAGACGCAUUACCUUUCCAACCAAAUGUAGGUACUUGUAUAAUAUCGGAAUCUACAUUGACUGGUCUUGCUGUAGUUGACAGUGUUAGUGGUAGUGGUUUUCGUACAAUGCGUAGUGCUUCAGCUGCAGCCGUACCAAUAUCCUCCUAUACACCUUCACCUAUCCCAUUAAGUCUUCCCGAUGCCAACAGUGAUAAAUUUUAUGGUCAUGAAAAACGUUUUAGUGAACAAGCAAAUCUUCACGGUAAUACACUAUUCCAACCACGAUCAACUUUUGACUGGCCUGGAAACUACUCAUCUCAUUUAUGUACAGAGAAUUUAUCAAAUUCAAAAUUGGCUUCAUAUGAGUCUUAUCAACUUCCAGUAUUUCCUGAAAAACACUCAUUAUAUCCAUUAUCAAAAAAUGAAAGUAAAGAAUGUGUUAAACCAUUUAGUGGGAUAGGAUUUGAAGAAUCUACAAAACUAGCUGUGACAGCUGAUCAUAUUACUACUCAUAAUAAUAAUGGUGAUAAUAAUAAUACUGAUAAUAUGUGUAGUAAUGUUUUAUUCAACCUAUCAACAAGUCCUGUUUCCACUACUCCAAGUUAUCAGUCAGUUGAUGAGAAUACUCAUUUAAUAGGUAAAUCAUCUAAAUAUAGUGAUCAGUGUUCGUAUGCAUCUGGGAAUACUGUAAGCUGUAGAAAACAGAAGCGGUCGAAUGUAUUUCUAAUCAACACGAAAUCAAUAAUUCCAGAUGAACUAAGUAGUUUACUAUCUGAUAAUCAACUUCAGUAAGUUCAAGUUUUUUUUUAUUAAUUUAUUUCCUUCUUCUGUGUACCCUUACUAUUGAACGGUUAAAAGUUGGUUAUACAGAGAGAAAGGAUUACUCAGUUAACUUUUAUUUUGAACACUGUUGUUGGUUUUACCGUAUCCAGAUUAUCGUUUUGGAAUUUGUGAAAUUCGUGAUAUCUCUUUCCAGCGUUUACUUGUUUGUUUUGUCAUCUUUUGAGUUGAAUUUUAUCACAUCAAUUGUUACAUUUUAAGCUGUCGAAAGGGGUACAGUCGCCAUUUAGCCUUAACACUCAAAAAAAAAAAAUAGAAAAUAUCAGCUUUCGGUUCGACAUUAUUUCUCAGUAACUGUAUGUAUAAUAACUACAUAUACUUACUUGAAGGAUUGCUUUGUACGGAAACACCUAACAUUGGUUAUAUGCUAAAACACACGGCCCUAUCUGUCCUAUGUCAUAGUCACCUUUGAUUAUCUAUCCUACAGUAGAAUACUAUAGCAUUUUCUGUAAUCUUAGCUUUAUACGAGAGUUACAAUGAAAACACCUUAUAAUGAAUGUAUUGGUUUAGUAUUUAGUGAAGUUGGCAAGCAUAUCUACCUUCUUGACUGCUUGGAUCAAUAUCUGGCAUGGACAAUUUGCAAUUGAAACCGUUUUAUUAGAGUUAUAGUGUGUAAUAAUGAUAGUAAUAGCUUUGUUCUGGAAAAUGUUUUUACACAGUACAGAAUUUUCAGAUUUUUUAUUGUAGGGAAAUUACUCCUUGUGCAGAAUCUUCAAGUAAUAUGACAAACGAUAAUAUAGGAACUUUGAAGUGAUAUUGUUCUAUUGGAGACAGACUCGAAUAAUCCACUAGGGUUUCUAUUCCAUUUCCAUCAAAAAAUUAGCAGCGAUAUUUGAAAAUAUGCCUGAGUAUACUUUGCUCUUUUCAGGCAUAAUUCUAUGAUAAAACAAUAUGAAAUGGAGUGAACACAAUGCAUUCAAGCGGAUAGAAACUUUUGCUGACCAGUGAUGAUUUAAGCAGUUUAUAUGUGUUCUAAAGUGCAACGAAUAUGGCCAACAUUCAUGGUGGUCUGCAAACUUCGUAUCUUUUCGCCUAUGUUUUGUUAAUUUUCUUGAACUCUUUGUUUUAUAAUCGCUUAAUUUUCUAUUUUACCAGGUCAUCUUCAGAUGCCACUUCAGGGACAUAUACUAGGGAUUCGGAAAGAUCAUGCAUUUUAUCAUCUGAUGGUGGAUGUUUAGAUGAACAAUUUCCUCCGGUUCCCAUGAAAGAAUCUCACAUACCAGUUGAUUCACAGGAAUCUAGAACUCCAAUUAACGAUCAACAAAGUCGUCAUCUUAAUCGACCUACUCGUUCCUUAACUAAUGUAACCUCUUUACAUUCUGACUGGCGGUGUUUGCAUAAUCUUGCUUAUUCUAAGCACUGUAUUUCGGCUGGUAAUAUUAAUCUGAUUUGUACACAAACCGGUAUGCAUACUGUCAGUUCAAUUCCAUCUUCUAGUCUUUUUGACCCUUGUACACAUUCCUUUUUUUCCAGUAAUAAUAUAACCUAGAUAGGUCACGUUUAUCAUUGUUUACUUACUGUGAUACUUUCAGUUUAUUUGUAGACAACCUUUUGUACUGUUCUGUGUGUGCGUGUGUAUGUAUGUAUGUAUGCCUGAGAAUGACUUUCCACAAUACUUAUUCAUUCCUGGUUUAUAUAUAUAUAUUAUAUAUAUAUAUAUAUAUCAGUUAUCCUAAAUUUGCCGCAUUGCUCACAAGUUUCAAUUCUUUUAUUGGGAUCUUGUUAUUUCUUUCUUGUUUUGUUCUUCAAUAUUAUUAAUUCACUGCACAACUGAAUAUGUAAUAUUGUCAUCCUGUAAAUACUUUUGCUAACCUAGUCAUAUCAUAUAAGUGCAUAUUCUGUGUGUGUGUCUUUACCCUAUAAUAUGUACUAGCUUGAUAUAAUGCUUCAGUAUGUGUAAAUCUUUGCAUGUGGGAGGCUUGAAUGCGAUUGUAAUAUACCGCCUUUAUCUUAAUGUUAUGACAUACUGCACUCAGUUUAAUAAAUAUUUGAUGCAGUAACUUUGCUAUUAUACACAUUUUAACUGCUUUUUUGUUUUCUGCUAAACAUAAUGUUGGAACAAUGGACUUCCACAAAUUGUGUGUGUGUGCAAUAUUUGUCUACUUCUCAACCACUACGCCUAAGAAUUUAGAGUAGUGUUUGUGCGUUUAAGGUUGUAAUAUGUAUGUUCUUGUAUAUUUCUUUUAUUUUUCUUUUCAUUAGUAAUCAACAGUGAUAUGUUUGUUAGGUAUUUCAUGUGCUACCGCAUGGUAUAUUUUGUGCUGAUUUUGUCG